AUGUUGGGCGCAUGGCGGGAAGGAGGACGACGGUGGAUGAGCAUGAAGGGGUUAAUGCAGCGUCAUGUCUUGAUUGUUUAUGACCUUGAUCCUGAUGUCCACGUUCCCCUCCUCUUCGAUGUUUUACAUGCUCAUCGCCCCCUUCUCAUAUCGGACCUGUUCGAUUAUGCUGUCAAGAUUCAUCAUUCACAAGAGAUCGUAUCAAGAACGAUCGAAGAUCCUCACAAGUUCCACCGGUACACGUAUUCGGACUGGGGGAAGAGGACGAAGAGGAUGGCAAACAGCUUGAAGGAGCUGGGUGUUACUUCAGGAGACCGAGUUGCUACUAUCGCCUGGAACGGAUACCGGCACUUUGAGCUCUACUACGCCAUUUCGGGGGGAGGAGCAAUCCUACACACCAUCAACCCCCGCCUGAGUGCAGAGCAGAUGUCUUUUAUCAUCAACCAUGCUGAAGACAAGGUCAUAUUUGUGGACCUUACCUUCUUCAAAGCCCUUCAGGCUAUUUUGCCGAAGCUUUCUACAGUGAAGGCCAUUGUGGUCAUGAGUGACAAAAAGCAUGUUGCAUGCUUGGACUAUCUGCAGUACGAAUUCGUUUGGCUUGCUAUGGACGGCAAGAGCAUAGCAGAACUUCUUUGUGCAGAGAGAGUAUCAUGCACUGCUGGGGUUCCCACGGUAUGGAGCAUGCUCUUUAACUACCUGGAGUCAACUGGAACCAGAGUCCCAGACCUCAAGCGUGUGCUCGUUGGUGGUGCUGCUUGUCCUCCGUCCAUGAUCGCGACAUGGGAAAAGAAGUUCAAGGCAAGGCCUCGUGUUCGAUGCCAACAUGCAUGGGGCAUGACAGAAUUGAGUCCGACUGGAGUGAUCAAUGACCUCCCAAAGCUCGACGACAAUGAGUAUCCAAUCUCCCAAACAUCGGACAAGCUGCCGCGAGAUGGCAAGACAGCAGGACGGCUGAAAAUACGAGGGAAUUGGGUUUUGGAAUCUUAUUACAAGUCGGACAAGCCAGCGGUCGAUGAGGACGGAUGGUUCGACAGCGGAGAUGUUGCGACCAUCUCUGAAGACGGCUACAUGCAAAUCACGGAUCGCAACAAGGACCUGAUCAAGUCUGGUGGAGAGUGGAUUAGUUCUAUCGAGCUUGAGCACGCAGCAGCCAUCGCUGUCACUCAUCCAGUCUGGGGAGAGCGUCCUCUGAUCGUUGCUGUGGCUAAAGAGAACUGCAAGGUCGACAAACAGGAAGUUUUCAAGUUGUUCGAGUCUCUUCCCAAGUGGUCAAGACCCGACGACGUGGCGUUUGUGGAUCAUCUUCCUGUGGGGGGGACCGGCAAGGUCCUCAAGGUCAAGCUACGCGAGAUGUUCGAUGAUCACUACGCUAAGCUGCACAAUGCCACGAAAUGA
Molecule: messenger RNA, 1395 nt
Organism: Guillardia theta CCMP2712
Lineage: Eukaryota; Cryptophyceae; Pyrenomonadales; Geminigeraceae
Exons: 16
Coding region: 1-1395 (464 amino acids)
Source: RefSeq, a predicted model, not a curated record